CAAUAUUAUAAUAGAGAUACCAAAUCCCUGACCCAACGUUUUCAGCCCAUCUGCAUCAAAAAUCUAGACUACACCGUCCCAACCCUAAACUUUAGAAAGUUGUCAGCUUUCUCACUCAUACGAAUUUUGACGCUCGAAUUGAUCUUCAAAGCUCGUUUCAGUUGGCAGGAGGAAAAUAUAUACAUCAUACAGUUCAAAUUGGGGUUCUCUCAAGGCCCUUUUUAGAAAGGGUCAAGCUAUGUCAUAAAUUCGCUAAAGGCGGCGGCUGAAGAAGCCGGAUCGUUGUAUCUAGAAAUCGCGUGGAAGAUGGCAUUUUAUUCAGAGGAACAACCAGCUGAGGAUUAUCUCUUUAAGAUAGUAUUAGUUGGCGAUUCUGCUGUCGGGAAAUCCAAUUUGCUUGCAAGAUUUGCUAGAGAUGAGUUCUACCCGAAUUCAAAGUCAACUAUAGGUGUAGAGUUUCAAACACAGAAGAUUGAGAUAAAUGGAAAGGAAAUAAAAGCACAGAUCUGGGACACUGCUGGUCAGGAGCGGUUCAGAGCAGUUACAUCAGCAUACUACAGAGGUGCUGUGGGGGCUCUUUUGGUGUUUGAUAUCAGUAGACGCCAAACAUUUGAUAACAUCGGCAGAUGGCUCAAUGAACUUCACACACAUUCCGAUAUGAAUGUGGUUACAAUACUUGUAGGUAACAAAUCUGAUCUUAAAGAUGCAAGAGAGGUGUCAACUGCUGAAGGGAAGGCUUUGGCCGAGGCACAAGGUCUAUUCUUUAUAGAGACUUCUGCUUUAGAUUCAUCCAAUGUUGCUGCUGCUUUCCAGACCGUUGUUAGAGAAAUUUACACCAUCUUGAGCCGCAAAGUGAUGCAAUCUCAUGAGCUAAAGAAGAAUGACUCAUCGUCAUUGAGUAAUGGGCGUACAGUAGUUCUGCAAGAAGAUGAAAAUACUACUGUUGAGCAGCCCAGGUCAGCGGCUGGUUGUUGUAGUUCUUAACCCUGAUAUAGUGUGAUGACGAUAAUGGUGUCUCUUUGCUUUUAGAAUCCACUGUCAAUUGUAGUUAUUUCAUUUAUUUGUCACUGGACGGUAUGAAGGAAUACAUAGUGUAAAUUUUAUUGAAGGGAAUAUUGAAAUACUGGGUCUUUCUGUGUUGUAAUCUUUCAAAUUAUACAGUGUAGCCAACCUUUUUAAAAUGGUACACAGUACAAAUCACCUUUUCUAA
This is a messenger RNA of Beta vulgaris subsp. vulgaris (sugar beet), 1210 nucleotides long. RefSeq names its product ras-related protein RABA5a. Lineage: Eukaryota; Viridiplantae; Streptophyta; Magnoliopsida; Caryophyllales; Amaranthaceae. The record is from RefSeq and is a predicted model, not a curated record. Gene Ontology annotation, cellular component: endosome. Bases 307 to 984 code for a protein of 225 amino acids. Gene Ontology annotation, molecular function: GTP binding; GTPase activity. The transcript has 4 exons.